This is a messenger RNA of Pseudophryne corroboree (corroboree frog), 1704 nucleotides long. RefSeq names its product nmrA-like family domain-containing protein 1. The coding region runs from base 683 to 1615 and encodes 310 amino acids. NCBI's taxonomy places the organism in Eukaryota, Metazoa, Chordata, Amphibia, Anura, Myobatrachidae. Gene Ontology annotation, cellular component: nucleus. The transcript has 5 exons. The record is from RefSeq and is a predicted model, not a curated record.
GACACUGCGACCCGAGUGUGGGACAGCGGGACAGACCCCAAAAAAUGGGACUGUCCCGUGAAAAUCGGGACAUUUGGGAGUAAUGGGUGUGUGUGAGGGGGUAUGCCGUACAGACAGACGGGCACCGGCUCACUGUGUGCUUGACCCCCCACAUCAGCAUACUCAGCAGGGUCUCUCUGGCGCGGAGGAGCGUCACUUUCUGGCACACUCCACGCUUCUUAGCUGCAGUUUUGUGGGUCACCAGCCACUGUGCACUUUCCAUACUGCCUCUGUUAUCUCCAGCCCCGGCAACCCCACCGCUAGCUGCAGCGCUGCCACCCGCAGUGAGGUGCGCCCAGCUCCUUCACACACUUUAGCCGGCGGGUAGCGCUGCAGAAGUCCGAGCUGCUUGCAGGCUCUGACCCCCUCCUCCCUCCAGCCGCAGCGUCUCCUGGGAGCUAACCAGUCACUCCCAGUCUCCCCUUACCACAGUGCCCAGCAGCCGCGAGGUCUGCGCCACGUGCAUGCUAUGACCCCCCUCCUCCCUCCAGCCGCAGCAUCUCCUGGGGGCUAACCAGUCACUCCCAGUCUCACCUUACCACAGUGCCCGGCAGCUGCGCGAGGUCUGCGGUGUGUGACUGAGGAGGGGGGGAGGGAUGCGGACGGGCAGAGGAAGCAGGACUUCAGCCUAAGAGAAUCAGCCAUGCCAAGUCUCCACCAGCAGCAGAUCCCAACAGGUUGGAGUGGAACAGCAGCAGCCAGCAGCAGUGACUCCGGAGCUCAGGGUGGGUCAGUGGCUGCCGCACUAAAACAAGAUGGCUUCUUUGCGGUCAGGGCGGUGACUCGGGACACCAGCAAACCAGCAGCUGUGAAGCUGAGGGAGGCCGCGGCGGAGGUGGUGUGUGCAGAUCUGGACAAUGAGGAAAGUCUGGUGGCCGCGCUGACCGGAGCCUAUGGAGCUUUUGUGGUCACCAACUUCUGGGAAUACUUCAGCAAAGAGAAGGAGGUGACACAGGGAAAAUUGAUCGCAGAUGUAAUCAAACGACUUGGCCUGACCUUCGUGGUCUUCAGUGGCCUCGAAAACGUGAAGAAGCAGACGGGGGGGAAGCUGGAAGUGCUCCAUUUCGACGGCAAAGGGGAGAUAGAGGAAUAUUUUAGAGAGAUUGGAGUCUCUAUGACCAGUGUGCGACUUCCCAGUUACUACAAGAACCUCCUGACCUACUUCAUGCCCCAGAAGAACAAGGACAGUGACAGCUACUCUCUGGGCAUGCCCAUGGGUGAUGUUCCAAUGGAUGGGUUGUCUGUGAAAGACUUGGGUCCUAUCGUUGUCAGUAUCCUGAAGUCUCCAUCGCAAUACGCUGGCAAGGACAUUGGGCUCAGCACAGAGAAGCUGACGGUUGAGCAGUAUGCAGAUAUAUUGUCCAAAGGCGUUGGGAAAACCAUCAAGGAUUCCAAAAUAUCCCCUGAGGCCUACGAGAAGCUGGGCUUCCCGGGAGCAGGAGAGCUGGCCAACAUGUUCCGAUUCUUCAUCAUGGGACCCGACCGGGAUGUGGACCUCACCCUCAAACUCAACCCCGGGGCCAGGAAGUUCCAGCAGUGGAUUGAGGAGAACAAGAACGCUUUUCAAGGCCUGUGAAUGAUUCACUAGGCAAUGGCUGCAGAUUCCAAGCAUAAGACUAUAAAACAUUGCGUUCAGUGUGAGGCGAUGUUCCCUGGACCAUUAAU